AUGACACGAUCAAACUAUUACGAUGAAAUAGCCUACCUGAUGGCUAAGAUUCAUACAUGUAGAGAAAAACGCAUGGAAUUAAUGAAAGAGUAUGCAUCAAUAGAGCAUAGUGAUCCAUACAGAAAUGAUUCUUUUUAUAAUCAAGUUAUUCAAUAUAAAAUUGAUUUAAAUCGAAUUUAUGAUAAUAUUCAAAAAGUGGAAAAAAGGCACGCAGAUUUAAAAUGUCAAUUUGAAAGAAGAAUUCAACAUGAUAACAAUGCAAAAGUACACGAUAAUGCAUUAAAUACCAGGGAGUCGUCUUCUAUGCCAUUAUCAGGAGUCACACCUUCAUUACUGGAUAAAAAUGGAAAACAUGCUAUCAUUGGUGAAAAAUCAGUGACAAAUAUACUUAAACCACAGCUGAGUGGAUUAUCAACUUCAACAGGUCGUAAAUCAAUAUUUGCUGAUCGACAUCAUGAUAAAAUUCAGAAUAAUAGGAAGAAAGAUACAGGUGUUUCAUGUUCUCAGCUUCAACAAGUCAUCAAGAGGACAAAACAAAUUUUAGAUGCUCAAGAAAUCACUUUAAACUCUAUAUCAUUUGAUACUACACAAAACAACAAUGAUGAUGGUGGUGAUAAUGAAGACAUGACAUCGUGCAAACAGCCAGCAAACAAUGCCGCAGAAUAUCAUGAUGAAAUAAAAAGCAUAGAAGUGAACGAGAAGAGGGAGAAGAAGACGAAUGAGGAGACAUUUAGUCGUCCACUGUCAAAAGUAUGUACACUAAGCGAAAGUAAAUCUCCAGAAUUAUCAGAAAAGUUAUUAUCAUUAUGUAACACAAUCAUUUCACCUGAUCUUUGUUAUAAACAACAAACAUCAUCAACACCAUCACAUAAUUCUACUAUUUCAUUCAUGCAUAUUAAUAAUAACGAUAAGUGUAUUGAGAAGAAAUUCAAGGAGAAUAAUCUACAACCAGCAUUCAUUGAAAAUUCCCCUCAAAUUAAUGAUGAAAAGGAUAAAGGCGAUACAGAAGAGGAAGAAGAAGAGCAACAACAACAACAAAAUGAAAAAGAUGAAGGAGGAGAUAGGGAAGAUACUACUGAAUAUACUACUAACACAUCUGUUUCAGAUGAGAAUAACAGACUUCAAAGAGGUCAGUCUUAUGAAGAAUUUCUAGCGAAAGCAACUUUUAGCAUAGAAGAAUCUACAUGCAAUUAUGUCAAUGAAUCUAAUGAUCAUGAAUCUGAAUUCGAUUCAGCUUUGUUAAAAAAUCACGAAGAUACGGAAAAAUCGAAUAAACUACUUGAUAUGAACAAUACAAAUCUGCUUUCCUCAUGGACAACAUAUAAAACAGAAGAAUUGGCUGACGAAAGUGACAGUUUCUAUGACUAG
Molecule: messenger RNA, 1368 nt
Organism: Trichobilharzia szidati
Lineage: Eukaryota; Metazoa; Platyhelminthes; Trematoda; Strigeidida; Schistosomatidae
Source: the annotation of a GenBank genome assembly